Molecule: messenger RNA, 2415 nt
Organism: Nicotiana attenuata
Lineage: Eukaryota; Viridiplantae; Streptophyta; Magnoliopsida; Solanales; Solanaceae
Exons: 2
Coding region: 1-2415 (804 amino acids)
Source: RefSeq, a predicted model, not a curated record
AUGGAUAAUGGAGAUAAAAGGCGGAUGGGCCUUCGAAGGUCAACUGAUGAGUACAUACAAGGGGUGAAUAAAUUUCUUGAUAAAGCAUUUGAACGAGCUUCCCAAGGAAAUCAAAUAUUAUGCCCUUGUAAAGUGUGCGCUAAUUGUUUUUGGCAUCAUAGGAAUGUGGUGGAAGACCACUUGAUUGUUAAUGAUUUUGUUCAUGGAUACACCAAAUGGGUUUUCCACGGGGAAGGAUUUUCCUCGAGGAAGACUCGAUGUCCAAGCAGUAAUGAUGAAGGUUCUGACAUGUAUGACGAUAUUGAUGGAUUACUUCAUGAUAUAUUUCGAAAUGUCGAGGAUGAUUUGGGACAUGAAGGAGUGAGGGAUGGACGAUCAGAAGAUGCAAAAAGAUUCUUUAAAUUAGUAGAAGAAGGGAAAGAAGAAUUAUAUCCAGGGUGUGAGAAUUUUUCCAAAUUAGGUUUUACGAUUCGGUUGUACUUGUUUAAAUGCAUUCAUGGGAUGAGUAAUGUGGCAUUCACAAACUUGUUGGAGUUGUUAAAAGAGGCAUUUCCAUUUGCUCAGCUACCCGAGUCUUUCUACAAGGUAACAAGCAUGAUAAAAGAUUUGGGUCUUGAUUUUGAAAAAAUACAUGCAUGUCCUAAUGAUUGCAUGUUAUUUUGGAAUGACAAUGCAAAUGUAGAUACUUGUUCUGUGUGUGGGUCUUCUAGAUGGAAGAAUGUUGUUAAUGUCUUGACUAAUAAAAAGACCAAAACCCCUGAAAAAGUUUUAAGGUACUUUCCAUUAAAGCCUUGGCUUCAGAGGAUAUUCAUGUGUCCCGAAACAGCUGAAGCUAUGAGAUGGCAUGCCACUGAACGACCGAAUGAUGGAAAUAUAAGACAUCCUGCUGAUGGUGAUGCUUGGAAGGAAUUCGACUCCUUGCACCCUGAAUUUUCUAGCGACCCUCGCAAUGUUAGAUUGGGUCUUUCAAGUGAUGGUUUCAACCCGUUUCGAACAAUGAGCAUUUCCCAUAGCACAUGGCAUGUUAUGUUAAUGAACUAUAAUCUAUCGCCUUGGAUUUGCAUGAAGCCAGAGUAUAUAAUAUUGUCAAUGAUCAUCCCAGAAACAUUUUAUGCCGAAUCCAACCAGAUGUUUCAAAUACGUGCAGCGUUAAUGUGGACAAUUAGUGAUUUUCCUGCACUAGCAAUGCUUUCUGGAUGGAGCACAAAGGGAAAAUUUGCAUGCCCCACUCUUAAUUAUGGCACAUGUUCUCAAUAUCUCAAGCAUAGUCGUAAGAUGUGCUACAUGGGUCAUCGGGCAUUUUUUCCUCAUGAACAUCCGUUUCGAAGAGAUAAGAAAUCAUUUGAUGGCAAGGAGGAUCAUAGACUUGCACCUACUCCUUUGUCGGGUAUAGAAGUCCUUGAAGAGUUGCGUGAAUUCAAGAAUGUCUUUGGAAAGGUCCAAAAGAAAAGGUCUCGGGAUAACAAGUGUCCAUGGAAGAAAAGAUCCAUCUUCUUUGAACUACCAUACUGGGAAACUAACAAAUUGAGGCACAAUCUUGAUCUGAUGCACAUUGAGAAAAAUAUAUGUGAUAGUAUUCUUGGGACAUUAUUGGAGAUAGAUGGAAAGUCAAAAGAUCAUGUAAAUUCUCGUUACGAUUUACAAGAAAUGGGAAUACGAAAAGAGCUUCAACCAAUACAUGAUGUUGUAAGUGGAACAAUUUCUUUGGCUAAAGCUUGUUUCUACAUGAAUCAAGAAGAGAAGAGGAGAUUUUGCACUGUCUUUAAAAAUGCCAAAUUGCCAAAAGGCUGUGCCUUGAAUAUAUCACGUUGUGUGCAUGAGAAAGAGAUGAAAAUAUCGGGGUACAAGAGUCAUGAUGCUCAUUUUAUAAUGCAUUACUUGCUCCAAGUUGCUGCUAGAAAAUCAAUACCCAAGAAUGUUUCUUUGGCAUUGAUUAGGUUGGGAAACUUCUUUAGAGCCAUAUGUGCUAAGGUUGUAUGGCGAGAGGAUCUUGAUAGAUUGCAGUCUGAAAUCAAUGAAAUUACAUGUGAGCUUGAAAUGAUCUUCACUCCAAUCUAUUUUGAUAUUAUGCCUCAUUUGCCUGUUCAUUUAGUAAAUGAAAUUAAGCUUGGGGGUCCAACUCAUUGUCGUUGGAUGUAUUCCACUGAAAGAACCUUGUGCAAGUAUAAGGCGUUUGUUCGUAAUCGAGCUCAUCCAGAAGCAUCAAUUGCAGAGGGGUUUUUGGCCGAAGAGUGCUUGACCUUUCUGCCCAAUUUUUCCUGUUUCUGCCCAAUUUCUGCCCAAUUAAUUGAAGUAUUGAACAUUUUCAAUAUGCAAUGCUGCAUUGCCCUUUGUGUCGACCAGAUUUAUCGAUUUAGCAUCUUCUCUAAUCAGCUCCUCUACAACUCAAGAUUUUGUCCUUUGACAGCCAUGUGA